AUGGAGAGUAAGAAGGGGAAGGGAAGGAGAAGGGAAGAAAGAAAUGGGGAAAAGAGAGCGAUGAGAUCUAAGAGAGGAGGGCUGAUGCCGGUGGUUUCCCUUCGUGCUGUCCCUGCAGGAGAAGAAAAAGGGAGGGAAAACAGAAAGGGGAAACGGGGGGAGGAAGAGGAACGAUGGAGAGGGAGACGAUUAGAGAGAAGGGAAGAAGGGGGAGAGAAAGAGGGAGAAAGAGGCGGCUGGCAGCUGCUGGCUGGCCGGGGAAAAAGAAGAGGGGUCGCCGGGGAGAGAGAGGGAGAGGGGAGGCGGCUGCCGGAAAAGAAUGGGGAGAGAGAGGGGCUGGCGGCUGAUGCUGCCAAGGAGAGGGAGGGAGAAGAGAGUGAAAAAUUGAAAAUCUUCUUAUGUUUAGAUCUUUGA
Solanum pennellii is the source of this 414-nucleotide messenger RNA. RefSeq names its product octapeptide-repeat protein T2-like. The coding region runs from base 1 to 414 and encodes 137 amino acids. The record is from RefSeq and is a predicted model, not a curated record. NCBI's taxonomy places the organism in Eukaryota, Viridiplantae, Streptophyta, Magnoliopsida, Solanales, Solanaceae. The transcript has 2 exons.